AACUUCCAAGAGGGCAAAAAGUAUAUAUAUGAAUAUAACAGCAUCCUCUUAAGUGGACUGCCUGAAAAGGGAUUGGGACUAGCUGGGCUAAACCUGAAAAGCGAAGUUGAAAUCAGUUGUUCAACAGUCACAUUUCCAGUUAUGAAGAUUUACUCAGUUACUGCGGCUGACUAUAAUGGUAGAUGGCCAAGUGAUUCAUUUAUUGAGUCCCCAGAGCUCACACAGAUUCUGGAAUCCCAACUUAGCUACCCUAUCCAGUUCCUGUACAAGAAUGGCCACAUUGGAGAUAUUUAUGCUCCACAAUCCAUGUCAGAGGACGCUUUGAACCUCUAUAAAGGUAUCAUGAACAUAUUUGAAGUGACCAUCAAAAAGCCACAGACUACCUACAAUUUGCUGGAGAUCGGAAUGAGUGGUCUCUGUAAUACCACGUACUUUAUUAAAGAAGACAAAAAAUACAACUUGAUUCACAUUACUAAGUCAACAGACUUGAAUGACUGCAAGGAAAGUAUCAACAAGAAUACUGGGUUUGCUUAUGCUGUCUACUGCAAGGAAUGCAAACCGCCCAAAAGAAACUCCCGGUCUACCUCUACUACUAGUUACAAGAUAAAAAUUUCCAAAGGGCAGCCUUUGAUUAUUUCUGCUGAGAUAAUGGAACAGCAUCAAUUUACCCCUUUUAACGAGCUGACUGGAGGGGGAGCAGUGACUGAAAUACGGAAGAAGCUAGAACUAAUUAAUGUGCAGAAAGCUUCCUCAGAAAACCAAGUAAUUACAUUUCAGAAUCGGGGUAACCUCUUUUACCGUUUUGGCAGUGAAUUGAUUCAAAUGCCUGUUCACCUCUUCAAAAUUCACAAUAUAGAGAGACAGAUAGUAGACAUAAUGGAAAAUUUGGUGGGCCACAUGAAAAAAUUGGGUCCUGGUGAAGUGCCCUCAAAAUUUCUUCAACUAGUCCAGCUCUUCCGAGUGGCUGAUGUCACCAUCAUGGAGUCAGUGUGGAAGAAAUGUGCUGGAAAAAGUAUUCACAGGAGAUUAUUUUUAGAUGUAAUUCCUGCUGUGGCCAAUAUAAAAUCUGUGAAGUUUCUAAGGCUUAAACUUGAACAGCGGGAACUCAGUCUUUGGGAGACUUUGCAGGCUGUGCUUGUGAGUCUGCAUUUCUGCACUGCAACCCAGGAAGUUAUGGAAGAAGCCAAGUUGAUCCUGGAAAACACCCGGUCAAACCCGCAGUAUCUUCUCCACAUCACCGGGUUUCUUGCUUAUGGGUCCUUGGUUUAUAGGCAUUGUGCUAACUUAGCAAUGAACUGCUCAGAAUCAUCUCUCCAGCCCCUUCAUGAUUUGUUAACUGAGGCAGCAUACAAGGGUGAUGAAGAGGAAAUCAUUCUGGCCCUGAAAUCCAUAGGGAAUGCAGGCCAUCCAGCCAGUCUAAAACAGAUCAAGAAAUUCCUGCCUGGGUUUUCAUCUGGUGCUUCUGAUCUUCCUAUCCAAAUUCUGAUUGCAGCAGCUCUCUCCCUGAGAAACAUAGGCAAGAGAAACCCCAAAGAGGUUCAAGAAAUUGCCAUUUAUGCCUUCCUCACACCCAAUGUCCCUCCCCAAGUUAAAAUUGUUCUUUCCCUGGUGAUAUUUGAAACAAUCCCAGGGAUCCCUGUUUUGGCAACCAUGGCCAACGUCAUGCUUAAGGAACGCAGCUUGCAAGUGGCCAGCUUUGUUUACUCCCAAAUGAAGGCUUUGGGGAGAAGCUCAGCUCCAGAACAUCGGUCACUGGCUUUGGCCUGUAGACUUGCUCUUAAAAUGCUGAAACCCACAGCUUACCAAACUGACUUUAACGUUAAACUCAGUAGAAGCUAUUGCUGGGACAGCUUCUCAGAAUUGCUAAUGGCUGGAUUUGCCUUAAAAUACUAUUCAUUAAAUAAGGCAGGCAGCACAAUACCCCCUGAGAUUAUUUUUGCAUUGAAGUCAAGCUUCCUUGGGAACACUGCAGAUAUCUUGGAGUUUGAAAUGCACACUGAAGAAAUGCUGGCUACAAUCCUGAAAAAAAAUCUGUCUAGAAGUGACUCAUAUAGAGUAGAUAUCAAGGAUUUCAUAAAAAUGCUUCCAGACUGGAAGGCAAUUCCUUCUGAUAAAUCACUUAUUUCUCUAUAUGUGAAGUUAUUCGGACAAGAGAUUUUUUGGCUUGAAUUUGAUAAACAAGCUAUCUGGACAGCAAUUCAGACGCUUCAACAAUCUGAAGGAAGAUUCCAGUUAAUCAAAAAAAUCCUUGACGGUCUUCAAAAUGGGUACUACUGCUGGGUAAAACCACUACUUUUCUCAGAAAUCCGUACCAUCUUGCCAACUUCCUUUGGGCUACCCAUAGAAAGGAGCUUCUAUUUCAUAUCUGUAUGGAGUCUCUCUGGAGAUGUUCAAUCUCAGAUCUCACCAGAGCCAUCUGAAAAUUUUAGAUUAAUGGACUUAUUCAAUAUGAAUAUUGAAACACAUCUACAAGCAAACCUGGGAAUUGAAAAAUAUAUUAUUGCUGUUAUGGGAGUCAACACAAAUCUUUUACAAGCUAUCAUCGAAGUUUAUGCGAAAAUUCAGGCAGAUCUCCCUUUGGAUGUGACUUCUUCACUUAAUUUUAAAGCACAAUCUUUCAAAUUUGAAUUUCCAACAUUUAUUCAUAACACUAAAACUGCCUACGUAAGGUAUCAGACAUAUGCAGUCACUAGAAAUAUCAAAGCUCCAUCAGAUGCUAAAAUGACUCCGGUGGUCAGAUUUUAUUUCCAUGACUCGUACCAAGAUCUAUUCAAUUCCACAUCUGGAUCAGAAGGCCAAGGGAUAAGAAGGGUGACACCAGCUUUAGAUAUUUCUGAAGAAAACUCCGACAGAGAUGUUGCCUCUGAUUUUAAAACGGUGUGUUAUAAUAUGAGCACCUUGGGAUUCCGACUUUGCUUUCUGUACACAAGCUUUUCAGCUGCAUACAUCAAACCAGUUCCCCUCUACUAUGUCGUCGGGGAGUAUUUUAUUAUAGUGACUAUUCAACCAGAACCAGCGAUUCAGAAAGUACAAGUGGCCAUCCAGACAGGUCCCGAGGCUCGAGCAAAGGUGGUGCAGUUAGUUCAUUUUGAAGCAGGGAACUCAUCAUCAGAGGAAAGAGACAUAUUUAAAGUAAUGGAGGAAACAGACAAGCCCACGUUCCUUGGAGACACAGUACCCCCGAUAAUGACAGUGAUAGUCCGAGCAAUUCGGACCGACAACAAGAAGCAGGGUUUUCAAGUCACCGGCUAUGUUAAUUCUGACAGAAACAACCUGCAGCUAGUGAUGGUUCCGCUGACCAGUGAAAAGUGGAAAGUCUGUGCUGAUGCAAUUGUGCUACCCCAAAAAACCAAGGGCAGUUUAAGAUGGGGCAUGGAUUGUAAGAAUUACAAAAUAGAAGUUCAGGCCACAGUGGAUCAGCUAAACAAGAAACCAGCCAUCUACAUAAAAAUAGACUGGAAAAACCUCCCACAGUUGCUUCAGACAAUAUUUGAAAAGAUUUUAAAGUAUUUGUCGGAGAUAACUGGGGAAUCCGGUUUUUCUGAAACGCAGGGGGAAAAACCAUCUCACCAAGCCAUAUUUCAGGCAAUGGCAACGUCUUCUCGGACAAUCCAUGCAGUUAUUAAAAUUCCAGAGGUAAACACUUAUUACUCAACGCUUCCAGUUCCAUUCGCUUUGCCCAUAGAAUCAUGGCCUAUGAUCAAUACUAGUACCGAGGCGGUUUGGAAUUUCUUUUCAGAAAUAGCUCUCCGGAUAAAGAAAGAGGAUGAAGCCCAGUGCGAAGUCACUGAAACUUCCUGGAAAACAUUUGAUGGCAUAGAGUUCAAUUGUUUGCAUCCUCACGAUCAUGAGCUUGUUGUAGCUGAAGAUUGCCACAUAGCCCCCAAAUUUGUAGUUCUCACAAAGAAAGAAUUUGCUAAUUCCACAAGAGAGAUUUCCCUAUUUUUGGGGAAAAGGAGAAUAGCCAUCUAUCCAUCUUCAUCGUCAAGUCUCAAUGUAACUUUGGAUGGCAGCCCACUAUUAUUAAAUGAAGCUGUAUAUGAGGAGAAAGAAGACUACAUAAAUAUUUACCAACAAAAUGGAAGCAUUAUUAUAUUAGCAUCUGAAUUUGGAUUAGAAGAAUUAGUUUACGAUGGCAAAAUCCUUAAGGUUACCAUCUCUUCUUGGAUGAGAGGGAAGACCUGUGGAAUUUGUGGAAAAGCAAAUUGGGAGACUCACGAUGAAAUGGAAAUGCCCAAUCACAAGCAGGCUCGUGACUGCACAGCUUUUUUUCAUGCAUGGUUGUUGGUAAAAGAAAACUGUGACAAAGGAUGCAAAAUACAAAGGAAGUAUGAGUUCUUGGAUCUUGUGGUGAAAGGAGAAGAAUCCACAUGUUUCUCUACUGAGCCAGUACUGAAAUGUAGGAAAGGCUGCAGAUCAGCCGAGACCACCAGGCUUGAUGUUGGCUUUCAUUGCUUCCCUAGAGAUUUGUCAAUGAGUCUGACCCAAUGGGUAAACACAAGAAACAAGCAAGCCUUUACAGAGGAUAAAGUGGAAGCCAUAGAUGCAGAUAUUAAUUGCACAUGUAUGAGAGAUCAUCCCCCACUGUGAUGCUUUACACUUCAUCUGACAGAUGCCGUAACAUCUUCAAAGGGUGUCCUGACUAUGAAGGGAAUAGGAGAAGUUUGGGAAAUGAUUUUUAAAAUAUUCUCAAAAAAUCAUAAAAGUUAAUGUAUUUCUAUAGAACCUAAUGCAUUGUAUAUGGUCAUUUUUAUAUGGUCACCUCCCUGAUGUCCUGGUCCUCUUUAGGAAUAAAAGACAAAAACCCUUUGUUUGUAUUGCUAUUAAAUAUGUAUGCAUAAGCUCUUUUUUCCUUAACAUAUGAAUGUCCACAUUUUUGUUCCUCGUACUUCAAAUGAAUAAUCCCAUCCUUCUCUCAUGAAAUGAUCCUGGUUGAAAGAUGAAAGCAUAUAGAACCUCAGUUAGCUUUAAUUAUGCCUUGUACAAGAUGGUUCCUAUUUAGGUAUAUAAAAAUGUUAUACUCAUGUGUUUUCUUUCAUAUUUACCAAAGAAAAAGAUCAUAGAAUUGUCGAGAAUGAGAGAAUUAGCGUGCUUUUUAUACCAAUGACUUUGGAGCAAAUCUUAGAGCGUAAUACAGUUGAAUCGUUAGAGGGUGGGAGGGAUUAUGAGAUCGGAGCUGCUGGGAAACUGUCCUGGAAUCAAGAAGACCUGAGUGCAAAUGCUUCCUCUAACAUGUACAUCCAGUGUAACCAUGGACAAGUCACUUUUCAAUGUUACAACAUUCUAAAACUAAAUUUACGUAAACUAGUGAUCUGUAUCAGUGAAAUAAACUUCCCAUUCCAAGAGUUCCUUACAAACAAGUAAUUACAGUCUUGGACCAAAAAAGUUAGUUAAAGCAGUAAAAGCAAUAUUGUAACAACCAUCAGUUGUGAAAGAUUGUUACUCUGAUCAAGACAAUGAUCCAAGAAAAUCCCAAAGGACACAUGAUGGAAAAUGCUCUCCAUUUUCAGACAGAGAACUGAUGAACUCUGAGAACUGAUUUAAGCUGACUUUUGUCACUUUCUCUCUGUCUCUUCAUAUAUGUGUGUGUAUAU
This is a messenger RNA of Sarcophilus harrisii (Tasmanian devil), 5594 nucleotides long. RefSeq names its product vitellogenin-1-like. The coding region runs from base 142 to 4590 and encodes 1482 amino acids. Gene Ontology annotation, molecular function: lipid carrier activity. The record is from RefSeq and is a predicted model, not a curated record. Gene Ontology annotation, biological process: lipid transport. NCBI's taxonomy places the organism in Eukaryota, Metazoa, Chordata, Mammalia, Dasyuromorphia, Dasyuridae. The transcript is spliced from 30 exons.